GGUGUUGGGAAAAACAAGAUUGUUGACAGAUUCCUUCACCUUUUAAACAGGCCCAGAGAGUAUUUACAGCUGCAUAGGGAUACCACUGUACAAAGUCUUACCCUACAACCUUCUGUUAAAGAUGGUCUUAUUACAUAUGAAGAUUCACCACUGGUAAAAGCGGUGAAGUUUGGACAUAUCUUGGUAAUAGAUGAGGCAGACAAAGCACCAACAAAUGUUACCUGUAUCUUAAAAACUUUAGUAGAAAGUGGGGAAAUGGUUUUGUCAGAUGGAAGACGAAUUGUUGCCAAUCAUGCUUAUGUAGAGGGGAGAGAAAAUGUAAUAGUUGUUCAUCCUGAUUUUAGAAUGAUAGUACUAGCAAAUAGGCCUGGAUUUCCUUUCUUGGGUAAUGACUUUUUUGGCACAUUAGGGGACAUUUUUAGUUGCCAUGCUGUCGAUAAUCCCAAGCCACAGUCUGAACUGGCCAUGCUUAGACAAUAUGGUCCUGAUGUUCCAGAGCCGAUUCUGCAGAAGCUGGUGGCUGCUUUUGGAGAACUCAGGAGUUUAGCUGACCAAGGGAUUAUUAACUAUCCCUACUCAACUAGAGAAGUUGUGAAUAUUGUAAAACAUUUACAGAAAUUUCCAACUGAAGGACUGGCAAAUGUUGUUCGAAACGUAUUUGACUUUGACUCCUACAACAAUGAAAUGCGGGAAAUUUUAAUCAGCACUUUGCACAAAUACGGGAUACCUAUUGGAGCAAAACCAACGAAUGUACAGCUGGCCAAGGAACUGCCAUUACCAGAGCUUAAAUUUAUGGGUUACUGGAAAAUCAAUCAGCCAGGGAAUGCACGACAGAAACUGCAGUGUCCAACAGAAACUCAAAAAAUAGAUGUAAAGGGCCCUGUGUACGUAAAUAUUCAAGGAUUUCCACUGGAACGCCAGGAAGCCAGGUCCCUCAGUUUUACAGAAGAACUCGCCUAUUGGACGCUGCCUUUGGGUGAAGUUAACUUAGUUUGCGAUGUCACAGUAACAAAAGAAGAGGAAGCUGAAAAUGUUCUUUACGUUACUACCUGCAAUCCUGUUUCCUUGUACUUCAUGAAUGUUUCCGGUAGAAGUGGAUACUUUGUGGAUCUUUAUGACCUCUUCCCAAGAACCAUUGGAAGUGUCUGGCAACCUUUUGUGACUGUGGCACCACUGGGAAAUCCACUCAAAGGUCAAGUGGUUCUACAUGAAGAGGAGAGCAAUGCUGUGUUGUUGCUGGAUACAAACAAUGGUGCCCUUCGCCGACUUGUGCUCUUACCAGAUGAUCAAGAGUCUCCUAAGAGAACAUCUUGGUGGAGCAGCAAAGAAGAGAUGAGCAACUACAAAAUGUGCCGAGAGUUUUCACACAAAAACUGGCUAGUGUUCUACAAAGAAGCAGGAAACCGCCUUGUUGUACUGGAUGUAUUAGAGGGUCAAACUCAUACCAUCUCGCUUCCGAUCAAUCUGAAAUCUGUUUUCCUGGCAGCUGAAGACCGAUGGCUCUUGGUGGAAAAUGAAACAAAUCAGAAAUUUCUUUUAACCAAGCGUGCCCAUGUAGAAGCUGAAGACAGGGAGGUUUGCCAGCUGUAUGCAUUGAGUGAAGAGCCUGCUGAAAUGGGAUUUGGCUUAACAACGGCGUCAGAACUGUGUGUGCCGCAUGCAGUUUCGAGUGACCAGCUAUCUUCAGAAAACCUCAGGGCAGCUGUGGAACAAAAGAUCAGCUCCCCCAACAGGAUUUUCUCAGAUGAACAUAAUUACGCUACUAUUGUUAUUGGUUUCCCAGACCUCUUGUCUCCUAGCGAAGUGUAUAGCUGGAAAAGAAACUCCUCUCUGAGUGGCAAAUGUGCUUCUCCUUCUGAUCCAUUUUAUUAUGGAGCCCGGAGGAAAACAGGAGCUGCAAAACAAACCAAUUGUGUAACUUUAUUGGCUUCUAAUCAAGUUGUCAGAAUUUUAGCACCUGGAGAUGUGCCUUUGAAAGACAUUUACCCAAAAGAUGUCACUCCUCCACCAGCAGCUGGAUACUUGGAAGUAACAGAUCUUAACUCGAAGAAAAUCAAAUACAUUGCUAUUCCUAGGUCACAGUCUCUCUCCCCUUAUACAUCUUGGCUCGCUAAGAUCUCAGACGCUGAUGCCCUGUUGGCACCGUUGGGCAAAGUCGGUUUGGUUAGCGUGGACAUGGGGGGCGGUGUGAGGCUUUGGGAGACCGGGCUGGACAGCCUCCAGCGGUCACUGCAGGACUGGAAGAACAUGAUUGGCCAAGAGGAUGGUCGUCCUGUGCAGAUAACCAUUCAGAGGGACAGUGGUUUGGAUGUCAGUUCCCCCAAACAUGGAAAAGUGGAUCCAGACAACAUGCCGCACGUUGGUGGAAAUGUUUGGGCUGGACGAACAGGUGGGAGAGACACUGCUGGGUUAGGUGGCAAAGGUGGGCCUUAUCGACUGGAUGCUGGCCACAGGGUUUACCAAAUAUCUCAAGCAGAAAAGGAUGCUGUUCCUGAGGAGGUUAAGAGAGCUGCUCGAGAGAUGGGUGAAAAGGCCUUCAAACAGAGACUGUGCAGAGAGAUUCAGAUUUCUUCCACUGACUGA
Molecule: messenger RNA, 2583 nt
Organism: Mesitornis unicolor (brown roatelo)
Lineage: Eukaryota; Metazoa; Chordata; Aves; Mesitornithiformes; Mesitornithidae
Gene: VWA8
Product: von Willebrand factor A domain containing 8
Exons: 20
Cellular component (GO): cytoplasm
Molecular function (GO): ATP hydrolysis activity; ATP binding
Source: RefSeq, a predicted model, not a curated record